This is a messenger RNA of Brettanomyces nanus, 915 nucleotides long. RefSeq lists its product as uncharacterized. Gene Ontology annotation, biological process: fungal-type cell wall organization. The coding region runs from base 1 to 915 and encodes 304 amino acids. Gene Ontology annotation, cellular component: fungal-type cell wall. The record is from RefSeq and is a predicted model, not a curated record. Gene Ontology annotation, molecular function: structural constituent of cell wall. The transcript has 2 exons. NCBI's taxonomy places the organism in Eukaryota, Fungi, Ascomycota, Pichiomycetes, Pichiales, Pichiaceae.
AUGAUACUAAACUUAGGUGUUGCUUUAGUUUUGGCUACUUCUGCCAUUGCUUCUUAUGUUCCUUCCGAGGCAUGGUCGACUCUUACGCCUGACCAGACCUUGAGUGGUGCUACUACUGACUACGAUACCACAUUUGGUAUUGUCGUCAAUGCAAUUUCAACAUCAUCUUCUGCUACUACUACUGCUGCUAACCAGAAGAGAGAUGUUGCUUCUCAGGUUGGUGAUGGACAGGUUCAGGCUACCACUUCUGCUAAAGCCACUGCUAGUAAGGUUACUGUUGCCUCGCAAAUUAGCGAUGGUCAGAUCCAGGCUACAUCUGCUACUAAGGCAGGUGUUGUUUCUCAGAUUGGCGAUGGUCAGAUUCAGGCUACAUCUGCUACUAAGGCAGGUGUUGUUUCUCAGAUUGGUGAUGGCCAGAUUCAGGCCACUACUGCUACUAAGGCAGGUGUUGUUUCGCAGAUUGGUGAUGGUCAGAUUCAAGCCACUACGAAGACUACUAAUGGUGCUUCCCAGAUUGGUGAUGGCCAGGUUCAGGCUACCACUGGUGCUUCUGAGAUAUCUGAUGGUCAGGUCGAAGCAACCGGCUCUGCCGAUUCCACUGGUGUCAACUUAGAAUCUUGCAAGUCCGAUGGCUCUUUGGCUAUGACUUUAAAUGCUGGUAUAUUAACUGAUAGCAAGGGCAGAAUUGGCUCUAUUGUUGCUAAUGAUCAGUUCCAGUUCGACGGCCCACCUCCUCAGGCUGGUGCCAUCUAUGCUGCUGGAUGGGGUAUUUCUUCUGAAGGAAACUUGGCAAUUGGUAACACAACAACAUUCUAUCAAUGCUUGUCUGGAACUUUCUACAACUUGUAUGACAAGUCUAUUGGAAGUCAAUGUCAUCCUGUCAACCUAGAGGUUGUCGAUCUUGUCGAAUGUUAA